Molecule: messenger RNA, 3983 nt
Organism: Penaeus vannamei (Pacific white shrimp)
Lineage: Eukaryota; Metazoa; Arthropoda; Malacostraca; Decapoda; Penaeidae
Source: RefSeq, a predicted model, not a curated record
ACAAACGGAGUCCAUCUCAAAGAAACCACAGCAUAUCCUGAGUCAAGUCAGAGCAAUAGAAAGUGUGGCUGGUUAAGUAAUCGAAGUACUGGAAAUUUCUCAGAGAACCAGUAGGGUCUUAUCUUUUUAGAAAAGGAUAGAUUUUACGUACUCAAAGGCAAAAAGAAUCAAAAUUCUGUGGUAAGUCUUGAAGGAAGAAUCUAAAAGCGAUCAGAGAAAAAACAUGAAUGACUGUCAUGAAUGCAGCCAGUCAAGGCAUCAGUGCCAGACUGGAAAGCUUAUAUGUGCAGAUCCAGAAUAGAAGACCAUGACAAUGACACUAGGAGUGGAUGCAUCUCAAACUGCAAAACCAAAGGGUAAACUAACUCGUCCGAAGCCGUGUUAUCUUUGGACUACGGCAGAUGUUCAAAAGUGGUUCAAGCGGCACUGUAGUGAAUAUUUUCAGCUAUAUUCCCAUCUUCUCAUUCAGCAUGACAUCACUGGCAAGGCCCUUGUGAGGAUGACGGAAGGAACCCUCAUCAGGCUAGGCAUAGCACAUCCAGAGCAUCUCGAGGCCAUAUGGCGUGAGAUUCUGAAGCUGAGGCUAAAGGCGGACAUUCAGGAGAUGAAAGAAAUUGAAAUGAGUUCCAUCAUCUCCUAAAGCAAAAAGAAGGGGAGGUAUGAGAGUGAUAAAAUCAAAUUCCAUUAUCUGCUUCUCUUUUGUGUGAUAAAAAAACAGUGUAGUAGCUUUAAUCUAAACAUAUAAAUAGGGUUUUUAUGUUUAUUGAUGUAAGACAUGGAUGGCAGAAAUUUUUCAUUUGCUUGAUUUUCAAGAAAAUCUUGGCAUUUGAUAUAAUAUUCAUAAGACUUGUACCUUUAAUAAUAUAUUGCCCAGGAAAAAUGAGUCAGGUAGACUGUUUAUUCCAUCAAAUAUUCAGAAGUGUGUUUACUCAUACUGUUUAAUGUUAGUGAAUAUUCUUUUGGCAAACUACAGUCCUAGUCAUUUUUAUAAGUUGUUUGAUUUUACACAAUAUGAAUUAAAUUUGAUUUUGUAUACCCAGUACUAUCAUUUGACAUUAGAAGAAAUGUCCCUUAUCAUUUUUGUUGUGUAGACUAGUUUUUGGCUAUGUUAGUUUUGAUGUCCUUUUUUUUCAAAAUCUCACUACUUGCUUGUCACUAGUUACCAAAAAGAAAAUACCAGUAUUCUAGGCAGUGCAAAUAGAGGGAACAGUUGAGUUUCUUUCCAUGAAUAUUUUUAAAAAUCUAAACAUAUUAAUUACAUAAUUUCUUCUUAAUAAGUAAGUACUUUUGGAGCCCUCUAUAUGUAAACAGAGGUAAUAUAACAAAACCUCAAGACAGUGAAAGAAUUGGAAUAAGUUUUACCUCUCUCAUUUACCUGCACAUUGAAAAAGAUACUGUAGCAACUAUUGAACUGUAUAUAUUGGCAGUGGUAGUAUGUACUGAUUGUAGGAUUGUGAUGACAUGAAAUGUCAUACAAUGACUGGGAUAAUAGGGACCCACUUGGAAUUCACAUCCCUAAUAUCAAGAGUUAACCCUUUUCACUCAGAGAACUAGUGGCCUUAAAUUUAUUUGUUGUUGUACUAGAAGAAAAUUGUCUUUGAUUAGAUUUUCACACUUUAAAGUAAUAUUUGAUACCCAGGCAUGAAUUUGAAUUUUAUACCUUCCGGCCACUAAUUAGAGGUAGAAAUGCAACUUGGUAAAUUCCAAAUGCUUUUUAUAGAACAUUAUUUUUUUCCAUUUCUUGCAAAGAAUGAUAUCAAAGAGCUUUACCUUAUCAAAUAAGAAGCUCAUAAUGUUUCCAGACAGUAUUAUUAAAGUAUAUGUAUCAGCUGUAAUAUGAAAUUGUUCUAUUUUUAAUGGUAUAAGUUUGAAAUACUCUGUGACUUUUUCUUUAACCUUUUGUAAUGUUGAAAUUUAGAAUUGCAUAACAAAAGAUGUCAAAACCCAAGUGUUCUAUGAAUUCCACUUUAUAUACCAUGAACCAAAUCAUGUAUUUUUGCAUUUAAGUUUGUAACUAUCCUUGUAAAAAACUAUGGUAAUGUAUUGUAAUGCAUUUUGAAACCAUUUCAAUGUUAGCCAUUAUAUAGGCUGUUUUGCAUGUGAAUUUUUUGAUAUUUUGAAAAUAAAAUGUAUAUCUGUAUUUGGCGAUAAUUGAGUGGAUUGUAUAGAAUUCUGUCAUAUUUAUCAUUCCAUGGUUCAUGGAACAAGUUAUUUUGUUUACGUUUAUUAUGUUACCAUCUUUUUGGUAAUAUGAAAUUUUGUUGUAACAUCAGUUGUUACAGAUUGCUCCUUUAUAGGCAUUAUGAUUCAUCUUUUUGUUUUAUUUUUUAAGUCAAAAGAUAUUGUCAUGACAGUAUUUUGCUGAGAGAGUAAAUUAUAACUACAAUGAGAAAUUUUCGAAUUUAACCCCUUGUGGGAUAGAUGGUCAACUUUCCACUAAAAACAGAUAUGAAGAAAAUGUUUGUUUUAAGAAAUGUUGGCAAUGAGGAAGAAAACUGAAAAUGUAUGCUAUUCUCAUUUAUUGACAUCAUUUUAUAUUGGAGGAGUGUGGAAGGUGGUGGCUGGUGAAUGUGAGGUUUGGAUGAGAUAAGGAUGGUCAGUUCGGUGAGACAGGCUCCUCUUAUUCCUUAUAUCUUAUUCCUUAAACCUGGUAACCAUCAGUCUUGAAAGAUCUUGGAAGAAAGAAUAAAAAAGCAAUUUUAUCUAUUUGUUAUUGUCUCUAUUCAUUGGAUAUUUGCAGAUGUUUGUGUGCCCUUUGGUUUUUCUUUUAAUGUUGUGUAUAUGUGCUUUUGUGUGGCAUUGAAAUAAAUUAGCUAAUUGGAAACAGAAACCCUGUCCAUGUGAACAAGCAAUGUAUGUUGGGAUUUGUCUGUUUUUAUGUCUGUGGAAACAUGUUGUCCACAUGAGAUGUAAUCAAAGUCAGGCAGGAAUAAGAGGAGGUACCCAACAGGGCUGUGUGUGCUAUGAUAACCAUGGCGAGCAAUAACAAGAAUUAUUAUUGUGGAAAAAGGGCCUUACACUUGUGGUCACUGUUCAGUUUGCCUUUGGAUGCAAGCAAAGUCUGUCAGCAGGCCACCAACUCAUUUUUGCCCUGUUGAAUGCUUUGUGUUUGUUUUUGUGUCCAUCUUUAUGUGUGAGGAGAGUAGAAAGAACAAUGGUAACUGGAAAAUUUUUAACCGAGAAGUAAUUUCAUAGGACCUGUUCUCACCUAGUUUUAUGUAAUAUUACAGGGCAUACAAGGGGUUAAUGUGAGCCUAAGCUUUUUAAUGGCUUAAUUUCUUCCACUUUGAAUUUGAUGUUCUGUCUUUUUUCAGUUUUAUUGUUUUACAUUUUUUUCAUAACCUUUUCUUUUUUGGGGUGUCUUUUUGUCACAUCCUUUUCUUUUCUUGAUAUAUUUAGUAUCUAAGUGUCUCUUUUUCCUAUGCUGUUAUGCACAAAAUUCAAAACAUAUCAAUACUCUGUAGGAAACUGAAUAUUCAUACAAGCUCAUUGUGAUGUAGACUUAUUUUUAGAGCUCAUUAGUUGAUUACCUCCCCUCAGCUCAAGAUAUAUAAUAUAUUAAUUAUUGUUCAGAGCAUUAUUACAAUCAUUACUGUGAUUUUUUUCAUGUACCAAUAUUCUUAAAUGUGCCUUCUCAGUGUGUAACUAGUUUCCCAAUCUAUAGGUGCCAUAUUGUUUAUGGUAUAUUGUAUUGAUAGCUUUUAGCACAUGACAGGACACUGCGUUUUGUUCACCCCAGCAGUAUUAUUAAAGACUUGAGUUUGCUAAAGGUAGAUAUUAAUUGAUGCUGAUGCUGAAGGAUUCAAAAUUGAUCCUUGCUUGUUUAAUCUGUAUUGACAAAAGCAGUAAAAGGCAUAUUUUUGAGAAUGACACGGUGAAUAGUAGGUGUUCCCACUUUGGCUUUUUAAGUUGCAUGUUAAAUUAGGAACAGUGAACAUCCUGAUCCUGAAGACUUUUAGAAAUUAAAUGAUAACAGAAAGCCA